AUGGAUUCCACCCCAAAGACAAUUGCCAAAGGAUUAACCCAUACCAACUGCGUUACCUUAGCUAUCGCAUCCCCUACUGUUCCGGUGCGCGAGAAAUGGACCAGCAACAUCGAGUUUACGCUCUCCUGCAUAGCGUACUCGGUCGGAUUCGGCAAUAUCUGGAAGUUCCCGUACACCGCACUAGACAACGGUGGCGGUGCCUUUCUGAUACCGUACCUGGUAGUGCUGUUUGUGAUCGGACGUCCGCUGUACUAUCUCGAGAUGGCAAUGGGACAGUUCUGCAGCCGUGGCUGCGUCAAGAUCUACGAUAUGGCUCCGGCAAUGCGCGGUGUCGGUGUGGGCCAAUCGGUCGCAAUGGUAGUGGCAAUGUCCUACUACACGCCCGUGUUGGCCAUCACCUUACGCUAUCUCCUGCUGUCGUUUAGCAGCGAGCUACCGUGGAGCAAGUGUCAUCACUCGUGGAGUCGGUGUAUUGAUUCAGACUUUCGAGGUUAUUCCAACUCCUCGGAUGCUGCCAUCGAGGAUCGAAGAAAUGUUUCCGCCGAGCUGUACUUCACCAACACAAUAAUGCAUCGUGCGCCGUUGGAAGAAGGUCUCGGCUGGCCUGACGGGCAGCUGGUACUCUGUCUGCUCGUCUCAUGGACCAUUCUGGUGGUGAUUCUCAUCAAGGGAGUUCGAAGCACGGGCAAAGCAGCAUAUUUCCUUGCCAUCUUUCCGUACGUCAUCAUUUUUAUUCUGCUCGCCCACUCACUUAGCCUCGAAGGUUCGCUCGAGGGUAUCAAAUUUUUCUUGACGCCCAAAUGGGAAAGUCUCUUCACAGCCAAAGUCUGGAUGGAAGCCGUGACGCAGUGCUUUUUCUCGCUAUCGAUCUGCUUCGGUGGUAUCAUCGCGUACUCUUCAUUCAACAAUUUCUCCAACAAUGUCUACCGCGACGCAAUGAUUAUAUCCUGGCUCGACACGUUUACAUCCAUUGUUGUGGGUUGCAUCGUGUUCGGCGUACUUGGCAAUCUGGCCCAUGUCACGCACAGAACCAACAUCCAGGAUAUUGUGCGGGAAGGACCGGGCCUUACCUUCAUGGCAUACCCCGAUGCGAUCGCGAAAUUCGAGUACUGCCCACAGCUCUUUUCCGUACUCUUCUUCCUGAUGUUCUUUAUCGUGGGGAUUGGCAGCAACCUAGGGGCGAUCACCAGCGUCAUCACCGCCAUCCGCGAUCGAUGUCCAACCGUUGCGAACUGGAAGAUUGUGAUGGGUGUUAGCGUGUCGAUGUUUUGCGUCAGCGUCGUCUACUUGGCACCCGGCGGGUUGGAUCUUCUGGACGUACUGGACACGUACGGUGCGAAGUACGUUACGCUCACGCUAGCACUGUUCGAAAUUCUUACGUUUGGCUGGAUCUACGGUGUCGAUAGUGUCUGCCGUGAUAUCAAGUUUAUGCUGCAGAUCGAAACAGGACGGUUUUGGCGUAUCUGCUGGGGUAUUCUUGCACCGAUGCUGGUGGGUAUCAUUCUCGUAGUGAGCUUCGUCGAUUACGUCCCACUGAGUGUUCCCGUGGAAUACAAUGUUGCAGGAUGGGUUCUGUACACGUUCGCCAUCUUACAGCUUCCGUUAUGGGCCGGGUACGCGAUAGUAACUCAGGACGAGAAAGGAUGUCGAACGAAAUGGAAGACAGCAUUCGAACCAACCAACAGCUGGGGCCCAGAAAACGAAAGCACACGCGAACAGUACAACAGAAUGAAAAACAAACGGUGUCAGUUUACUACUGCCCCGAGACCAAAUCUUACGCACAGAUUGUGUGGCAAAAUAUUUGAUUAA
Anopheles marshallii is the source of this 1809-nucleotide messenger RNA. Its product is annotated as sodium-dependent nutrient amino acid transporter 1-like. The record is from RefSeq and is a predicted model, not a curated record. Bases 1 to 1809 code for a protein of 602 amino acids. Gene Ontology annotation, biological process: sodium ion transmembrane transport. Gene Ontology annotation, cellular component: membrane. Gene Ontology annotation, molecular function: L-amino acid transmembrane transporter activity. The transcript has 5 exons. Lineage: Eukaryota; Metazoa; Arthropoda; Insecta; Diptera; Culicidae.